CAGAAAUCGAAGACAGGAAGAUGGCUGACGGUGGAACAGUUUGAGUUGCAGGGGCUGUCUUCUUUGAAAUCAUUAUAUUAUCAUAAAAUUUCUAAAUAUGAACGUUGCUGAGGUUCAGGGGGACACUUUAGGGUAAGCAUUACCGCAACUUUUCCGCGAAAGUAUGCUUUUUCUUUCACGAUCAUCGGCUGACAGCAUUUUCAUUAAAAUAAUUUUUAAUGAUAAUGCCGCCUGUUUCAGGCCCCGGGAAAGGUCAGUUCUCUGGACUUUAUUGAAGUUUACACUGGCCAUGAUUUUGUUACCAAUUUCCAGCUUUUUCCUCACCAAAUCAUUUGUGUUUGAAGGUUAGUUUAUUGUCUUUUAAAUGCUUAACUGUGAUUAAUUAUGGAAAAACCUAAACAGUAACAAGAGCAAAGAAUUGGAGUUCCUUCUUUGGAAAUCAGGCUUUGUUCAUCACACAGCACUGGAAAAGUUUUUGACUGGUUGAGAAUUGGAGUAUUUAGUUGUUCGGUUCACUUGGAACCACCUUAAUCAAGCAAGAAGUUAGAUGUCUAGCUGUUCAAAAGUUCUAGGUGUCCGUGAUCAUCACCCAGGGAUGUAACUUAAAUUUAUAACAAACGGGAAAUGACAUUUGAUGGGCGGAUAAUAUGAAAAGAAAACAGUUGCCUUUUUAAAGACUGCAAUUUUUGUAAGCCAGGAAAAAUGCGUUAACAGCGGGGUAUUUUCCCUAGCUUUCGGCUAUUAUCUACAUCCCUGCUGAUGGCCACAAACUGUCCUAAUUUUUUCACUGAGUGGGCAUACCCUCAAGGGGUAAGGGUGAGUGGUACCAGGGGCGGAUCUAGGGGGAGGGUGCAGGGGGUGCACACCCCCCCCCCCCCUGAGAUGACCUGCGGUUUUUUAAUACAACUGGUAUUCUGCAAAAAAAAAAAAACUCUGUGGUUUAUUGGUGUUGAAGUAGAGCAAGAGACGAGUGCACCCCCUCCUAAAAAAAAUCCUGGAUCUGCCCCUGGGUACUCAUACAGGACAAGCCUGUGGAGUAACCCAAGUAACAGGAGAGAGUAGAGGUGGACAUUUUAAAAGUCCUUGAGAAUGUUUUAUUUCUAUCGAUUUGCAGAUUUGCUGGGUUAUUCAAAUGGAUCUAUUGGAGCAGCAACAAUAACAGUCAUAGUUGUUCAUGUUAUAGUUGGCUUAUACAUCUGGGUUGCUAUCAAUGAAGAAAGUCAGCCAAGGCCAAUGAAACAGGAUUAAAAUAAGGGAAGGACAAUAUGUGGAUUAUCAAAGAUCUGGUAAAGAGCUAAGAUUUUGGAGACAGUGAAUGGAGAACACUGUAGUUACAAAACUCAGUAGAUGCUUCUUAAUGAAAACAUUGUAUCGGCAGCCUUUUUUAGAGACAUUUUCUGGAUUAAUGAUAUAUCUCUAAAGAAAUUGCUCAAAUGAAAGAAAUGAAUUGCUAAAUGUCCUUUAUUAACAGGGAAAAAGGAAUGUUGUCAUAGAUUGCCUGAGAUAGUGAGAUUAUUUACACCUAGAUCUAUUUCAUAGGACCUUAAUUAUUAAUUUUGUGCUGGUCUCUCAGAGACUUUUUACUGUUUCUGGUGAAAAGUAGUGAUGCUUAUCAGCUAUCGAAAAAAACGCUGUAGUGGUUCAGUGAGUUAGAGGAAUAAUCAGUCAAAUUUUUUUCCAGUUGUAGUCAGGAUAUAAACAAGAGUAGCAGGCACAAGGAACUAAAUUUGUGUGGCUUUUAUCUAACAUUAUUAAACCUAAAUAUUGAGUAGGCAGCAAAUAUUCCACUGAAAGUGGCAAAAUUGCCGGCCGCUGGCUCAUUUUGAAAGGUCUGUAAUUCGCCAGCUAUGUGCAUGACUGUAUUAAAGGAGCUGUGUCACGAAAUUCAGCCAAAUUAGGAAAUCACAAAAUGCCCGUUAAAUUAAGAGAAACAUAAAAAUAACCGCUUAAAACUUUAAAGGAAGGUUAAAAUAACACAACAGAAACAACAGAUGUCUCAGAUGGGCAAAACUGAAAAAGAUUGAAACGGAUUGAAAUUAGGGUUUUUGAAAACUGUUCAGCCUAACAGUUUUUCAAAGUUGACCCCUGCUGCUUGAAACUUCAAAAAUAAUGCUCGGGAGACAUAUUUGUUUGUCUCAAAUCUCUGAUUUUGUCAUUUACAUGCAAUUUCUUUGCUCACUUUAAGUUCCAUAUCGAUUGAGGGCGAGUAAUUGGCAAAAUUAAACAAAAUGAACUGGACUGCCAUGACACAGCCCCUUUAAGUAUCUUUUACUUUUUGCCCUUGUAACUUGUCGCUGCCUUCUUCCAUUAUGAUUGCCAUGUUUUGCUUUAAUUAAACUCAACUAAAGUCAAUGAUAAUUGAGUCCAUGAAAGACAAAAUGACAUAUUUCUUUUUAUUCCUUGUCAUCAAUAAUAUUUCUAUGUUAUUUGUACAUUAUAUAUUUUAGAUUGUCCUUUCUACAUACAAAAACCCAAUAGUAUUACAGACCCAUUUCUUGAACUUUAAUAUUAUUAAUAAUCAAUAAAAUUAAUAAUCAGUCAUCUGUAUUAGCAUGCCCCUCCUUCAUGAUGUUUUUUUUUCUUUUUUUUUUCUUUUAGAUACUAGUGAGGGAAAUGUUCUUUAUUUAUUCUCUUAUAUUGAUUUUGAAGCAGUGUUUAAUACGUUAAGAAGAAAGUAUAUGCCGUUCACACUUUUUUGGAAAGGAUGUGUGUUUUCAAGUCGGACAAACCAAAAAUGUUGUUUGGGCAUACAACUCGUUGACUUUAAGUACUAUGAAUUCUUCAGGUUCAAAGUGAAAGCCAUUGGCAUUAUUUUGAUCUGUGUGUGUUAUAUUGUCUGACCACAGGAAGGAUUUUAGUCAGAUAUUGUCCAAUGACUCAUUGUUAUUUGCCACUUUGGGUUAAUAUCUUGAUGCUGAGGUCUUUAUUUACACAGGUCUGUUGACUAGUAGAGGAGUUCUUGGGUUUUCACCAUCUCCAUCACCUUCUGGUGUGAAUUGACUGAUCCCUCCAAACUGAAAAUCAAUAAUAAAAGAUCAGUAUUAUCAGUAAGACUACAGUCAACCUGUUUCUCUUUAUUUAGAUGGACACCACUAGGAUCAAUACUUAGUGUCUGUCUUAGUGAGGUGACUGCUUAAUUCUAGAGAAUCAAAGGAACCACCUUUUUCUGCUUAAUUCCAGAGAAUCAAAGAAAAUAGCUUCUGAACCAACUUCAGGGAUUGUUUACAUUCACAUACAAAUUCUC
Messenger RNA from Porites lobata, 3244 nucleotides. NCBI's taxonomy places the organism in Eukaryota, Metazoa, Cnidaria, Anthozoa, Scleractinia, Poritidae. The record is from the annotation of a GenBank genome assembly.